Messenger RNA from Bacillus rossius redtenbacheri, 15052 nucleotides. RefSeq names its product phosphatidylinositol 5-phosphate 4-kinase type-2 alpha (gene PIP4K). The coding region runs from base 146 to 1426 and encodes 426 amino acids. Gene Ontology annotation, molecular function: 1-phosphatidylinositol-5-phosphate 4-kinase activity; 1-phosphatidylinositol-4-phosphate 5-kinase activity. The transcript has 9 exons. Gene Ontology annotation, biological process: phosphatidylinositol phosphate biosynthetic process. NCBI's taxonomy places the organism in Eukaryota, Metazoa, Arthropoda, Insecta, Phasmatodea, Bacillidae. The record is from RefSeq and is a predicted model, not a curated record. Gene Ontology annotation, cellular component: plasma membrane.
UUUAUGUUACAUUUAACAUUGGAAUGGUGAACGAAUAAUCACAGCGCAACCACAAUAAAAUUGUGAACUGAUGGCGAGCAAAUAUGAGUUUAUGGAAUGUGUGUAAAUGAACUAUUUCUGUUAGGUAUUCAUUUCAAAUAGCGCAAUGAGCGGUAGUAGCCAAGGUCAAAGUGGCCUCAGUAAGUUGAAAAAGAAGCAUUUUCGCGUGAAACAUCAAAAGGUUAAAGUAUUUCGCGCUAAUGAACCCCUCCUGUCAGUGCUAAUGUGGGGCGUAAAUCACACGAUCAAUGAGUUAAGUCAUGUCACCAUUCCUGUAAUGUUGUUGCCUGAUGAUUUUCGAGCAUACUCCAAGCUGAAAGUAGAUUAUCAUCUUUUUAACAAAGAAAACAUGCCGAGCCAUUUUAAGUUCAAGGAAUAUUGCCCAUUGGUAUUCCGAAACCUUCGUGAAAGAUUUGGAAUUGAUGAUCAAGAUUACAAAGAAUCUAUGACAAGGUCGCAGCCUGAACCAGUUGAUUCCCAUGGUAAAAGUGGUGCCAAAUUUUAUCAGUCCUACGACAGACUCUUCAUUUUAAAAACACUAACAAGUGAAGAAGUUGAAAGAAUGCAUUCCUUCCUGAAACAUUAUCAUCCAUAUAUUGUGGAACGUCAUGGAAAAACAUUACUGCCACAAUACUUGGGCUUGUACAGACUAACUGUAGAUGGAGUGGAACAUUAUUUAGUGGUAAUGAGGAACGUAUUCAGCAAUCAUUUACAAACACACAGGAAGUUUGAUCUGAAAGGUUCCACAGUUGACCGCGAAGCUUCGGACAAAGAGCGAGAGAAAGAUCUCCCAACUCUCAAAGAUAAUGACUUUGUGAAAGAAGGCAUGAAGAUUUAUAUUGGGGAUGAUGCCAAGGAAAAACUUCUUGAGACUUUAAAUGCAGAUGUAGAAUUUCUCACAAAGCUGCAUUUAAUGGACUACUCGUUGUUGCUGGGAAUCCACGAUUGUGCACGCGCCGAGCAAGAAAACCGAGAGAGAGGCGAACAGGAAGACGACGAGAACAAUGGUUUCGAGGACGACGAAGACUCGGAAACAGGUUCAGGAAUCGACAUCAAGCAAACGGCAGGGGAUAGGUGGGGGGGCAACAUGGCCACACCGCCAGAUUCUCCUCACGUCGCCUUGAUGAGGGAAACAAGUAUACAGUACGAAACUGGCAUAGUGCCAGAACUGGACAUUUAUGCAGUCCCUAGCUCGGACAAUGCACCAUGGAAAGAGAUCUAUUUCCUGGCUAUUAUAGAUGUCCUAACACAUUAUGGUGUAAAAAAACAAGCAGCCAAAGCCGCCAAGACAGUCAAAUACGGUGCCAAUGUUGAUGGAAUUUCAACUUGUGACCCAGAGCAAUAUGGGAAACGUUUUAUUGAGUUUUUGAGCAAGGCAAUUGAGUAAGAGAAGCUUUGUUUAUUUGUUUGCAUGUACAAUACUGGAUGCAAAUUUAAUAAAAAAAAUAGACAUUUUACACUGUUUUUCACUCUUCAGAGAUCACCAUUUAUCUCUUUAAGCAGACACUGAGAAAAUAUGUGUGUAUUUUGAUGAAAGACUUGGUAGUGUUAACAUUAAUCAAGCACAAAACAUUUUACUUCUCAGCCUGUUUUGUCUUGUCAUAAUGUGGUAAGAACUAUAGUGAUUAGAGCUCUGUUAAUAAGUUAAGUGACUGAUAGAAAUUAAUUUUAAAUUUCUGGUGCUUACAGUUUAACACAUUGGGGAAAUACAGUAGGUACUAUCCACCUUUUUUCCUUCUUCUUGGAACUAAAAAUUGCAGAAUUAUUAUAAAGGAAAAUACAUCCAGAAUCUAAGGCAUUCAUGUUGUAAAGUCAUUAAAUUUCAUAGAUGCUUUUAUUUGUAUUGAAUAUAUAUAUAUAUAUAUAUAUAUAUAUAACCUCAUUAAUACUAAACAUUGUUCAAUGCCGGCUUAAAUUCUUAAAGCAACUUAAUUUUGAUUUUUACUCUAGUGACAUUUCACAUGUGUUGUCUGGAAAACCAUGACCAGCUAAUAAUUUUUUUCCACAUCUGCCUUGAAAAUUUUACAUACCACUUGCAAAAAGUAAUGUCAUCUUGAAAAAUAUGCAGUGUGUACUGUAGUUUGUGUGGUUUUUAGUUUACUCGAUGAGUUAAAAAAAUCAAAUUGCGUAGAUUCAUAUUACAAUUUUUUGAUACAUUUGUUUUUAAAGUUAUAAUGCAGCAGCUGAAUACAUAUUGGUAAUAUUAGUGAAAGGUUGUAAAAACAAUGGGCAAAGUACAAAAUUAGGUUAAUGUUUAUUUGUUUUAAGUUUUCAAAACUAUGCUCAAAGAUGGGAAACAUAGCAGAACCUUCUGGGGACCACUUGUCUACUAAAUCAAUGUUCAUAAAUUGUGUAUAAUUCUGGAGUUCAACUUUGAAACACUUUUUGCCGCACUACUUGAGCUUGAUAUUUUGGGAAUUUCAAGCCAUGGAGCAGGUAGUUAUUUUGAGGCCAUACCAUAACAAUAUAAUCAAUUUGAUGCCAGUAAAUAAUAAUCUUGAUGUUUAGUCAGAAUUAUGAAAUUAAAAUAAGUUAUAAGAUUCUUAAGUUUAUAAUUAUUGAGUGUAGUUAAACAGAGCUCUAAUCGUGUUGCUAUAUUAUAGAGAAUGUAUAAUACGUAUGUAAAGGUGAUAAGGGAGCAGACACAGAAAAUUUAUUAAGGUACAUAUCUCCUUUUCAUGGGUUUGGCAUAAGACUUUACUCAGUACAUUUGAUACCUACAAAUAAGGUUGGCAUUUAAAAAUAAAUUUGAUAAAUUUUUAAACCCCAGUAUAUGUGUGUAGCUUAGUUUUUGUUUAUUUUAUUGAACCUAAAACAUUUUUGUUUCAUGACUGCAAAUUUGGCAUUUUUAUAUGAGUAUAACAAUCUCAGUAUCUCUGUUGUUUUUCAAAUAACUUUAGGUGAAAACCACGUGGUUCUUAAAAGUUUGUCAGGUUUUGUUAAAUACAUAUAAAAGUAAUGUUUCUGUUGGUAUUUAGUAUCGAACCAUUUGAAUUAUGAUCUUUUUUUUAAAUACAUGUUUUGGAAAAAUUAUUCAGAGAUUAAAUUACGUCUUCAUACUACUUGACAUUUUUUUUGCUAAAUCUAGUGAAUAUGCAAUAAUUUAUACAGAAUUACAGCAGGGAUUCUAUCUUCAUUAUAAAAGCCUAUAAAAAAUUCAGUUUAGUGGAUGAUUAUUAUCUGUUUGAUUGUGAAAGCAACAUAAAUUUAAAGUUGGAUUUUUUUUGUCUGGGUGCUAAGUAGUUUAAAAGAAAUUGUACAACAAAAACUUCUAUGCUAAAAAAUUUUCCACUACUAGUAUUACUAAUACUUUUACUGCUAUGUGUACUUCUACUUUAAGGUAGGCAGUUGAGUUAAUGCAGGAGGACAUUAUUUACUCAACUGGAUUCUUUGAAAGGUCAAUGUUAGUUCUAAAAUCAAGUUAUCCUUCUGCACAAUCUCUUGUUAUGAAUCUAGCCUUAAGUUUAAGGUGCGGCUCUACUUCACAUAGUUAUGCCAAUGAGUUGAGUAGUUGGGCCUCCCAGAUUCCAGAGGUAUGAGAACCACUUGGAUACUGACUCAUUGCUCAUAAACGAAACCUGUGAGUUAUGGUAGAGACUGAGUGUGAUUCAGGAAGGCUCAUAAAAUUACUGUGCUUUUAAUUUGAUUGAAUCUUCUGAUUCUGAAAUUCGAAUUGGCCCAGCACUAUUAAUUUACUUUGUGUUUUGGGGAAAAUAGAGGAUGAGAACUCCUAGAAUUGGUGAAGCAGAUUAUAACAUUUGCAGGACAUGUUGUGAAGAGAUGGAAAGGAUGUGUGCAGGAUAGGUGGAAAAGCUGCAUAAAACAGAUCUGGCAGUCUAUGGCUUGAACAAGCAUAUUCGUGGGUUUUUGUAAAAAAAAAUAAUAAUAACAAUAAAAAAUAAAUUUGUAUGCAGGCAGAUUUUUUUAAAAAUGUAAAUUUUGACAGCAUGGAUGCUUUAGGAAAAUGGCAGACCUAAUUAGUCUCUUUCCCCUGCUUCAAGCUUUUGUUCCACUCCUAGUGUUGCUGAAUGUUGUCAUGAUGGAAAAGUUUUGCUAACUAAAAGUGCUUCUCAUAGUCUUUUACCAUUGUCAAACGUUUUUACAUUAAUUGUUGAGCAAACAGGUGAAUGUAUAGUUCUAUAGGGGUGUGCAAGCCUAAAAAAUAAUGUAGCAAAAUAUUUGUGUCUUAAAAAUUUUUGUGGAACCCUGGCUUUGUAUGUUUUGUCUUAAAUUGAAUAUGUUUGUAGCUUUUGUAUUAUUAUUAUAUAUUAAAUAUAUAUAUAUAUAUAUAAAUAAUUUAGGUGUACUGAAAAUUCAUACUGUAAUUGCAUACAUUUGUGUGAGAAAGAUUGAGAGGCAUUAACACUAGCAGUUAUUUUCAGUUAAACAAUACAGUUUUGUAUUUCCAUGUCUUGGAUAAAAUUCUAUUGGGAUAAUAUUGACUAUUCAAUAAUACUCUUACGAGUGGGGUAAAUGGGUUCAUAAAGGAUAGCCCAAUACAUUUUUUAUAUAGUUUUAUUAAUUACUAAUAACUACAGCUUAAAAUUAAUCAAGAACACUCUCAGUCCAAUCUCUGUCCGCAAAGUCAGUCUCACGCCGAUCAAUCACACAUUAGCCUGCGCACUGAGCUUGGCUCGAACGUGGCUCGCUCCUCUGCCAGUCCCUGUCCGCUCACCGCAGUCCUGGACGACUGCCUCACCGCUCACCCACGUGCUGUCGCUACUGUCGCUACUGUCGCUACUGUCACCCCGACUCCUACCGAAGAGGCUCUCGAGACACUCGCGGGUCACCUUCCCUGGUAUCGCUACCAAAGAGACUCUUCCUCUGUAGCCAGACCUUCAGUCGUUUAACGGUCGCUCCGGGUAUCGCCGGUGUCACUCGCCGGUAGGUCCCGGGAAAAACCUGGCGCUCUGGCUUUGUGUCUACCCCUCGACACAGUCAUUUUGGGUUAUAUUGGGGGUAGUGGUGUCUCGGGAGGAAUUGAAAUAUUUUAAAUAUUAUACCCAGACACAAGAAAAAUCUCUCGGCGAUCGAGACCUCGACACACCGGGAAAAUCCUGGCGCUCGGACUUUGUGUCUUCUCCUCGAGACAGUCAUGUGGGAGUUUUAUAUAUUAUACCGGGACACUACUCUCUACCUCUCUCGUAGGCAGGGCCAUUUUAUACCCGCGGAGGCCAGGCAUGGAAGCACCCAGAAGCUGUGUGUAAGCAUUCCUGGUCAGGCAUGAAAACACCCAGACGCCGCUUAUUACCUCACGGGUGUCCCUAACCUGGUGGCGCAUGCCUCGUCCAUCCCCUGAGGCGACGACCCCAGAACUCUCCAGACCUCUCGGCGUCCAGGCCACCAGACCGGCCGGGCUCCAUGACUGACGCUGUGGGUGCGUGUGGAGGGAGAAGGCUGUGAUUGGCAGGCCACUAAUGGCCAGGCGACACACACACCUCCCUCGCUGGGGGGUGGGAAGAGUCUGUGGCCUUGCGAACUCCGCGGCAGCCGGCGGCCAGCAUAACAAUACCUUCCUGCUCUCCUUCCUCUAUUUAACAUAUUAGUUUUGAUUUUGUUUUUAAGUUUUAUAGUUGUCUUAUAAGUGUUUUUAGGUUUAUAUAGUCUUUUUCUGUGCAUACAUACAUGAUUGAUUCACUAUAUUGUCACGUCUCACUUUCAGGGGGAAGGGGGGUUCUCUUCUUAAAAAUGUAGCUCAGAUAAAUUAUAAAAUAAAAACGUUAAGUCGCCAUAGAGCUUUUUGGCACUAGAAUCAUAUUAGUAGGCUCAUUCUUAUACAAGAAUUGAAAAAUCAGGAUACUGAGAAAAAUAAGAGAACCCUAAAAACAAUAGAACACAUAACAUUUAUUAAGAAAAUAAAUAAGGAUGACAAAUGAGGUGGAACCUUCCACGUCCUCUACAAACAAUAAAUACCUAUAAAUAAAUAACUUAAUUAAUACAUAAAUACAGGGAUUAUGUUUCCAUUAUUCUAACUACUGACAUUGAAAUUAAUUAUUCUUAUCAUUUCUCCUAGGCCACCUAGUGAUGCCAAACGUCAUUAGUUAUUCCGCAACUUCAUUAUUAAGAUUGUCAAGAACAUUCACUACCGCGAACAGGACUUUAAAAUAAUUAUUUAGUUUAGUUCUAUAACGUCAUCAUAAACAUGUAAACGAAAAGGAUCGCGAUACAAACAAAUUACAGAGUUUAUACUGGAAAAACAAAAGGAAACUUUAGUUCUGACCUCCUUACACGUUAGUAAAAUAAAGUUUUUAAAAAAAAAAUUUUUAAGAGAGCAACUACUACACCAAACGAGAGUUUUACAGUUAACUACGAAGAAACAUGAAGUUGCGGAAGGCAAAGACUCAGGCAUCACGCAGACGCCAUUUCAAUUUCACUCGCCUAACCAUUACCACGUCGACGCACGGCCGGGCAGCAUAACAGCCUUCCACAGGAUUACAGCCCCGCGGAAACAUUUUACGUCUCUUUUAAACAAUUUGCUUGGCCGCAAAACCCCCAGGGGAAAAACAUCCUGACGGGAAGUUUUCCUGUGUUUUCCAAACACGUAAAGUUAUUACAACAAGCCGGCCGUGCGCUCGCCCACGCCGGAAUGUCCACGUAGUCAGAAAACCGGCCACCAGAUUGUGACACUUGCCUGCGCACUGCGAGUGCGCACAACCUCGAUCGCUCAGCUGGCCUCAAAAGAACGGUAAACAAGCCUGCGCCGUGUUUCUCUAGAACCGCAGCAAACAACGUGGCAGCUGGCCUGGCUGAAAUGCGGUCACGCCUGCGUCCCCAGACAAAUACGUGCAAGACUCGCACUCUUCCAGCCCCACAGCAACCCAAAUUACAACAAAGGUGUUACAACAUCUGAGCGUGAAGGAAACCAAGUCCCGAACUAGAGAAAAGAUUUAAAAUUGUGUUUCCAACAAAUAAAAUAAUUAAAUAAAUUAAUGAUAAUUUUGAACCACGUGACAAUAUAGUAUUUAAUUUGCCAGACUUAACAUUUUUUACCAUAUUUUUAAAGUUUCAUUUUUUAAAUUUUUUAGUAAAAUUAUUUUUAUCCCUGCAUAAUAGUUUGCUGCACUUUAUUAAGCUUGCUUCUUGACAAAAUGUUUAUGAAAUUUUAGAGUUUAUAUAAUGCUGGAAUAUCACAUGAUGAAUAUUCUGGCGUUGAGACAGGAACAAACAUAGACAGUAUUUUUUUUUUAUGUAGUUAUAAUUUAUUGAACUUUUCGAGAUAUUUUCAUUAUUAGCUAGCUGAAAAUAACAAUCAUAAGAACCACAUGUGUAAUUUAAAAAAAAUUAUUUAUGGCAUAAUAUUAAUCUGCCUUUUUGUAAGACAUUGCUUUAAAGAUUGUUAAUGAAAGUCUUUUGGAUUACGAAUAGCUUUUGGCGCUGUAAGGAAUAAAUGGUUGAAUGGUUCUUUCCAAUGUGAAAAAAUUUAUACUUUUAACCACAACGGUAAUCUGCCGUAAAUAACUAUGAAAAAUCAGAACACACAAGCCUUUUGCAGAUAUGUAGUUCCAAUAGUUCCAUGUUUUGUUCUCUUGUCUACAUCAUGUACAAACAAUCAGUUUUGACACUAGUAGAAACCCAAUGCCAGCCUAGCAAGUAAAAUAAAGCCAAUCACAAAGCGUUCUUGGGCCCGUUUAAAACCUUGCAUUCCUUAUAUUUUCUACACACUUUUUUCCAUGUUCAGGUCAUAUUUUAGGUCUUUGUAGUACAGACUUAUAUUAGUAUAAACUUAAUUCUAAACUCUCAUGUUAUUUAAAUGGAAUACUUUUCACAUGCAUUUUCCUGACUAAAACAUAAUUCAAGAACAUAUAAGCUUAACAGAAAUUUUUAAUAUUAUUUUCAUGUCUAGUAGGUGAUGUUCCUUAGAAAAAAUGUUUGUAGUGCAUUUAAAAUUUGUAACAUUGUAUGUAUUUUUUUUUUGUUUUUAAAUAUGUAUAUUUAUUUGGCCAACAUUACUUUGUAUUUAAUCGGGAUCAUACUUUUUACACCUACAUUCCUUAUUUUAAGUGCUCUUUAUCUUUCUCAUGCACAGUGCUUUGACGUGGCAUAUUCUAUUAUUUUGACAAUUUUGGUGAUGACAAAUGCAAAAAUUAAAUGAAUUUUUGACAUUAAAUUGGUUCACAUCCCUGUUUUCAGUGUCUUCCAUUCAGAUAGUUAUUAUUACAUUUUGUUACAAUUUAUUAUAUAGUUUAUGGGUUUGUUUUGGUUUUUUAUGUUAAUUAAGAGGCUAAACAAGAUUUUUAUUUAAUUUAAGUUGAUAUAAACUGUAUUACAUAGUUGAGUAAAAUUAUUUUCAUUAAGUAAUAUAAUGCUUGCAGAUCAUGUUUAUAUUAAAUGGUAUAUGAAAUUUUAAGUUAAACCUUUUUUUAAUGGAGCAAUUUUUUUUUAAGAAAAACUUUCUUAAGAUAAGUUAGAUGUGUUUAGAUUUUUCUUUUACUAUAGUGUAAUUAAUUCUUUGUAUAUAUUGUACUGAUCAGUUAUUUAAAAGAAUAAAUGCAAAUUAUGGAUAUUAAGCUUUCAAAUUGCUAUAUACUAAUUGAUUUUGAAAAUAAUUAUUUAUGAAAAAUUUAUAUUUUUGCUGCAAUUUAGUGUAAAUAUUGUAAAGUGCUGUGAUCAUGUUUUGUAACAUUUAUUUCUUAGUGUGCAAAAAUAUUAAAAUAAAUGAAAUAUUUCUAUUCAAUGUGAGUGACGACUUCUUAUAACAAUGUGAUAAAUUUGAGUUUGUUGCUUUACUAACAAUAUUUUAUUUUAACAUGGUUGUAUCUUGUUCUUCAGUAUAAUAUUAGGAUACUGUGAUUUUAGCUUCAGCUAAUUCUGCACUGAAUUGUGCUGUCACAUGUUUAUUGAAACAAUUAGCUUUUUUUUCUAUAGUUUUUAAAUGUGAACAUUGUAACUUGGUCAUUCUUUGACAAGUCAACAGAUUUCUGUAGAUUUUCACAGUGACUAUUUCAGGUUAAAUACUUCUGCUUUAAAUAAUGGAAAUGAUUAUCAUGCAACGACUAAGUAAUGCUGAGGCUAAAUGAUUCUGUAUUAAUGUUUGGUUAUUUUUGCAUGCCAUUACAUCAAAUAUAACGAAUUUAUAGGUAGUAACAUUAGAAAUUGUUUUGUUGAAAUUAAUUUCAGAAUGAUUUGUUACGAUGGACAUCAUUAUCUAAUUGCCGGACUCACUAUAUAUCUUAAAAAAUUUUAAACAUUUUUUUGCCGUAUUGGAAUUAAGGUUAUUACUCAGAACUCUAAACGCACAUGGUUGCAACAAAUUUAAUUUAUUUGACUUGGACCAGUGCAUGAGGGUUUUCCUUCAUAUGGUGACAGAUUGUCAGCCCUUAUCUCUGUGGUAAUUUGACGUCACCAGUAGUGCCUCUGAGUCAUCAAGACCGUAAAUAUAAUUUUAGGAAUCUCUGUGUUGUAAGUAAUUUUAUAUUCUCUUGCAAUUUUAAGCAAAAAAAAAAAUUCCUAAAUGAUUUAGUAUUUAUACUUACUUGACAUGAAAUUUAAAUUUAUUUGAAGUUAGCAGUGUUAACAUUUUUGAUAGUGAAGCGUAUGGAUACAUUAUUUGUGAACGCAGACGAGUCGUUGGUGCCUAGUUCCAGUCACGCAGGCUUUAAAUAGCAACCAUUAGAAUGCCAGUUUAGUGACUGUUGGGCAUUUUUGAAAAUGGCAAGAUUGUUACUUUCCGAGCAGCUGCCUCUUGAUUCCUCGACAAGCAUGAAGUAACACUCGAUGCUUAAUGUGCUUAAUAAAUCUAGCAAUGUUAAGUUGGAUGGCCUGGGAAGCAUGCAGUGGGCAGUCAUGUGUGCGUAUGUGCAUGUGUGUGCAUGCAGUAGUACAUUUGGUUCUGUCAGGAAGGCAGGUGAGUAUAUUGACAUGUGGGUGUGUGACUAAAAAUGUAGGCAACCAUGUUCAUGCUAUACAAACACUGAUAAAAAUAGAUAGUAUUAAAAUUCACAGAUACAGACUAGGACUUUGUUGAGUUGACAUGGAAUGACCUAGAUGAUUUAUUCAAUGUUUUUCUCUGACUGAAGUGUACAGCUAUAUUUUUCUCAGGAAUUUAAUGUUUUUAUUAUUUGUGUGUGCAUAUUGAGUCUGUUUUGUGACCUUUCUUUCACUGACUAGUACAGUAUAUUAGUAAAGAAGGUGUGUGGGAAAGCUGAUUAGAUAUUUAGUAUCAUAAAACUGUGUUAAGUUUUAAUGUUACAACAAUUGUAUCUGUAUAAAAAUGUGAAAAUAUGUGGUGCCAUUAACAGUAUUGUGAUGUCAUGAAAACACUUUUUCACAAAUUAAUCGAGAUUGGAAUGUUUGAGGAAUACAUAGAAGUCAUGGAAUAUUAAUUUUUUUAAGUAAAGUGAGAUGACAGAAUUGCACAAUUGUUUGUUUUAAUCUGAAUACAUGAAAUAUUUCAGGUCAUAUUGCAAUUAAGUUAAAAAAAAAUUCUUUGGUUGAAAGAGUUAUUAAUUUUAGUGUAUGAUGCCAUCCAGUGCAUUAGAAUAGUUGAGAAAAAUAUUUGUGGCAUAACGUUGCCUGAUCACUGAAUUUAUGUAUUACAUAUCCACAUUUUAUGUGUGCAUAAAGAUGUAUUGUUUGUGUGGCGUAUAUAUUCACUCUCUCGCAAAUCAUGUUGAUAGAUUCUAUGGGAAACUAUCGCUGCUUAUUACUGUGUAUGCACACACUGUCUGGUUUGUGCAUGAAGCCAAUUAUGAGGUUGCUGACUAUGUGUUUACUUGUUCUGAAACUUUUGUGCUGUAUGGGUAGCCAAUUUUACUUUAUAAUAUACCAAUACGAUUUCCUAUUUUAACAUUCUGAUAGGUAUUUUUUGUAACCAAAUUAGGAGUUUUAUUUGUGGUUGGAGCAGUGUAUUAUGAAUUAACUUUCUUCAUUUUUAUAUCACAGUCUCUCAUUGAGUAACUGGUAGUUCCGGUCAGUGGUGGAUGUGGAUACAGGGUUUGUGCAAGGGGGUAAUAUAUAAUUUAGAUGAGCUUCUAAAUCAUAUGCUUUACUAAUGCUAUGCUUUCGACAUUGUUUUAAUUUGUAUUAUACUUAUACAACUGAUGGCUCGUUAAUGAAAUCUAAUAUUAGUUAAAAUUUUCGAAUAAAUUAAAAUAUGAGAAAAAAUGGAGAGGGAUAUAACCCCUUACCCCCCCCCCCCCCCCCCCCUCCCUUCUUUCCAACUUCUUUCUGUUUUCUAUACACUGAUUCUGGUUUGGCGAUAAUCCAGGAACAGGGUGGGUCAGAACAUACAACUUAUCAUGCACUGGUCAGGUUGUAGGAGUUAAAAAUUCGGAUCGUGGAAAAGACUGUGACCGCAUUAUCCUGUUUCUGUUCAGCUUAAAUGAUGAUUAAUAAUCUUUUAUUCAAAUAUCAAUUACAAUUUUGUAUAACAAAAUUACAUUAAACUUGCAUUAGAGAGGCUAUAGUGUGUUUUUAUGAUGUAAUAAUCAGCAUAGUGUUUGGCAGUGGUUGGGAAUUUUGACACUGUCACACAUUUUUCAUAGAAUAAACACAUGUUUAAUUUUCAAGCACGACUCUUAGGAUUCACAUUAUGUUGGCUUAAAAUCAAUAUUUUUCUUUAACAUAAGCAAAUGCAGUUUAUCUGUGUUAUUUAGUAAUACCAUGUAUAUAUGUAUACAUGUAUGGAGGAUCCAAUAAGUGUAUAGUUUGUAUAUUUGUGUUCUCUGAUAGAUUUUCAUGUGCACAAAGUAUAAGUGUGUAAAUUCUUUGUAGAUUCUUGGUACUGAAAUAAAUUUGAUUAAAUUUAUCAGCCCUGGGGCAUCAAAGAUCUUAUCGAAUCCAUGUGUGUGAAUGUUUUUACAACAUUGUGAGAAACGGUUGUGGAAUCCAUUUAUUCACAUAAGUUUUGCUCCUAACAGGUCCAGAUUUCAGUUAUUUGGAUAAUUGUUUAUCAUUUCAGCCUAUAUUAGUCAAGAAUGCACUGUUUAAUGUCAUGGCAUAUUUUUACCAUAGGACAGUCCUUAUUAUGAAAUUCAUUAUAUCCUAGAAAAUAUAGGCUGUAUCUUAACUUACCACAGGAACUGAAACCGAAGCAUCUGUAAGUUGAAAGAAACUGAAUAUUCUUUAAAAAAUCUGGGAAAAUUUACUUUGUGUUGUUAAAAUGAAGUUCUGUGUGAUGUCAGGAGUUUGCAUUUGCAAUUGCAGAGACAUCAAAACGUUGAAUGCCACUAUGUUUCGCUCAUGCGAGUAAAAUUGUAGUCUCAUUUGCGGGAAAGUGAGUAUUGCACAUAUUCUAUUAGGUAACUCCUAGUGGCAAGAUUUACAAGAGAACAUGUGCUUCGUUCCAAACUUCAAGUGAUUGAUAUUUUCACUUAUUUUAGACACCUGCAGUGUGUGUGUCAUCACGACAUAUUCUUGUGCUGUUUAUUUUCACUUUUAUAGUCAUCAGAUUACUCAUGUGUGCGAGAUGACAGGUAUUAUGAUAUUAGUACUUGUACUGCAAACAGUCACAAAGUUAUGGCCUCUUUCUGUAUGUAUGCUGAAAGAUAUCUGCUUCUGUAAUGUCCAAAUUAUAGGAGGUUCAUACAUAGAAGGUUGUCUUCCAUUUCUGCGUUCUGAGUUUGUGAUCAUCGUUUAGACAGCACACAUACUACUUUAUUUUUCCUUGAAAUUGCAAAUUCUGUAAUAAUGUCAUCAUGUUUUGCAACUUGUACAUAUACGUACUUGCAGUUACAUACAACCUUAUGUACAACCUGCAUUGUUGUACCUAAACUUCAACUUUAAGGCUUAGUCUUGCAAGUCAUGUUAGUUAUUUAAUUUUCUUGUCAUUACUAUUAUUUGAGAGAUUUGUCUGUAAAUUUAUCGUGGUAGCUUUCUUGUGCAUUUUGUGUUUCAUCUAAAAAUUUCUUAACAGAUAUUUAUUUAAUAUUGUCUAAUAGCAGUAAAACAUCACUGGGGUGUUUAUAAUUAUGAUCACAAGUGUGAUUGAUUUUUUUUUACAGCUCAAAAAAAGUUUUGUAAUUAUCAGGUAAGAAAAUGAGUGAUCCAACAACAAAUGCACCAGAGCUAUAGGAAUAAGUUUACAGGAAAAUCCCUUAGUUAAUAUUAAUAGUGAGAAUAAAAUUAAAUGACCUCGGCAUGUGAGAAUGAGCCUUAAUUUCUUAAUUUUUCUUCUAGGGCUCACACGGAUGCUUUUCUGUACAAAUUUAAGAUACAUCCUGUAAUUUAUUCUUGUGUAGUGAUAUAUUAUAAUUGAAAAUACAUUGUAUUAUAAGCAAAAUGGUGUAUAUUCCCCUCUGUAUUACUUCAAACAUGCCUGGCUUUUUUUGUUCACUGUUGUGUGAAUUUUUUUAUUGGUUUUGGUUGCCAGUAUCUAUGUAGUUAGGAUGUUGUGUAAUGCCAUUAAUUUAUUUUCUGUGUAUUAUAGUUUUUUUGAUUUCAUGGAAAUUUGUGUGUAUAAAUAUAUAGAAUCAUUUAAAUGAGAAUCAACUGUAAUUAAUUUGAUGUGCAUAUUAUUGUGCAGCACUUAUUAUUAUUGCAUUAGAUAGUUGUACAUAAUGUAUUAUGAUUAAAUACUUUGUAGAGUGCAUGGAAUGAUAAUUUUUCAAUUUUUUUACGUAUAUAUAUUAUUUUAAUAUUUUGUAAAGGAGUUAUUUACAUUGAUCAAUUUUAACAACCCAAAGACUGCAAAUUUUGGUUAUUGUCAUUUUGUUUAGUAUCAAGUUCUUUUUUUAGUUUUCUGUGGACAGUUUCAUCGCUAAACCAAAUGAAAGUGAAUCAAACUGUACUUUAUGUAAAGAAUAUUGUGUUAUAAAAUUUCUCUCUCGGUGUAUUGAACAUUGUAUGUCAACAUCACUGUCAGUAUUUUAUAAUAUUUGUCUGUUUGCAUGUGUGCAUGUGCAGUGAGGAAGACAGAGAGAAAGAACUUGUGUACAAGUGCACUAGCACUACUUAUUGUACUUAUCUAUUAAAGUUUACAUGUAAAAUGUGUGGACUCUUAUAUGUUAGCUGGAAAUUGAAUUUUUCUUACAUGUUAUAUUGGAUUAUUUACACUUUUAUACUGGUUGAUGAGUAUAAAGUUUGUUGAAUCAUUUUUUCAAAGUAAUUACUGUUCUAUGUAGUAUAUUACAACUAAUGAUGGACCAUUUGGCAGAAUAAAUUAUGAGGUCUAGAAAUUUACUUGUGUUUUUGUCGUAAAAAAAUACCUUUAUGGUUAAAUGGAAAAUGCUAUUUAUAUGUGACAAGAGUGUAAUUUUUAUAAUGUGCUGUAACCAUCUCCUUGUAUUUGUAAGUACAAAAUAUUAUUCAGCUACAUGAACCAUAAAAGGAACUAAAUUCUUAUAAGUUAUAUUCUACAUCACAAUUUUUUUUUGAAUUUUAACCUAACAAACCUUAUUUUUGAUAUUUUUGUCACAAUUUUUGAAGAUUAUUAAAUUUUCUUUGUGGUCAAAUAUGGUACAUUUUGGUUUCUUAUUGAAAAAACGUUUAUUUGUUGAUGUGUGGAUUUUUGCGGCACAUCCGCUAAAUGUCCUUCUCAGCUGUAAUGACUGAUUAUAUUUAUUAUCUAGUGUCUCAUUGGUAGAGACCUGCAAAACUCGCGGUUUCGAUGGCCUUCAGGAUAUACUGCACAUACCCCUGUACACUCGGGCAAAUAACGCAGGUUCAUUGGCUGCCGACUUGUAAGUCGUCUCAGCUGGUUUGUCUGUGAUUCGAUUCGUCUUUGGUUGAGGGUUUAUAACUGGUUGAGAUUCGUCCAGAUGAACAGUAAGCCAAUAGCAAAAUUAUCUAAGAGGUUAUGUGUUUUAAUUCUAGCCUAUCACCGAAUGAAUCCGCGAAUUUUGCAGGUCUCUACUCAUUGGUCAAUCCUUGUACAGAUUAAGAUACAAAAUCAUUAUUUUUACCUCAAAAUAUUUUUUUACAUAUUUUUUUAUGUUCUUGGUAAAAUAUUGGUAUAAAAUGAACCACCUGCACAUGCUUACUUUGGGACCUCCUAAUCAUGAUUCUUUGUGGACUUGCGUGUUGAAUACUACUUGUGUUUACAUAACUUUUGGAAUAAAGGAAUAUUAUUUGACAA